Messenger RNA from Fraxinus pennsylvanica, 540 nucleotides. Lineage: Eukaryota; Viridiplantae; Streptophyta; Magnoliopsida; Lamiales; Oleaceae. The record is from the annotation of a GenBank genome assembly.
AUGCAGACGUUGGGUGAAUUCAAGCUGCCUCAUUUCUUCAAUUAUCCUCCUUAUUUCACGUUGCAGCCAGUAAGGGACACUAGAGAGAAGCAGAUACAACUCUGGAAGGAGCUAAUACUUGAUUACUGUCGAACUCAAAAAGUAUUUGUGAUUGGUUUGGAUGAAGAUUUCCAGCUAUUUAGUAAUCCUACGAUAGAAAGAUCUCUAAGUCAUGAAGCUAGGGAGGCAUUUCUCUCAGCCUUAGUUUUGGAAGGACGUGCAGAGUGGUUGGAUAAAGGUCACAGAAAAUGUCUAAUCCUUUGGCAUCGGAUUCAAGAUUGGGCUGACUUGAUAUUACAUUUUGUGAAGGAAAAUGGGUUGGAGGAUAGCGUAAUGACAGUUGAGGAAAUACGUUCAGGGGUUGUGUCUCGAGAAACAGAGCUUCAUGGAAUGGAUCGAACUAUUUUAAUGCGAGCCCUUAAGCUGCUAGAACACAAGGGGAAGCUUGCUAUCUUCAAGGGAACUUCUGCUGAUGAUGAAGGUGUGAAAUUCUCCAUAUAA